Molecule: messenger RNA, 1518 nt
Organism: Rotaria sp. Silwood1
Lineage: Eukaryota; Metazoa; Rotifera; Eurotatoria; Philodinida; Philodinidae
Source: the annotation of a GenBank genome assembly
AUGUCGAACAUCGAUCAUCAUUUAUCAAUAGAAGCUCCGAAUGAAUCAUCAAUGACGAAAAGUGGGAAAAAAUGGCAUCGUCGUCGUUCAAUUAUUCGUGAUUUCGCCAUAAACACAACAAUGCACGGCCUUCCGAAAGUUCUUAACAGUGAACAUAUAUACAGUCGAAUUUUCUGGGCGAUUUCGUUUGCUAUUUUCACCGUUUUUAUGCUCUAUUUUAUUGUUAGAACGAUUUUAACUUAUCUUCAAUAUCCAACACAAACAAAUGUGAGCGCUGAUAUUGAAUGGCCACAAGAUUUUCCAGCAGUCAGUAUUUGUAAUGUUGCAUCAUUUCGUUAUGAUCAAUUCAUAGGACCAUUUCUAAACUAUACAAAUGCGUUGAAUUUAACUUAUGAAAAUAUUACAGAUGUAUUAUCUCCAGUUCGAAUUCGAAAUUUUAUACAGUAUAAAGUUAAUAGACAUGAAUCAAUUACACAAUAUUCAUUUUCACUUCAUUCAAUGCUCUAUCAAUGUUUAUACAAUUAUAUGCCUUGUUCAAGUACAGAUUUUGUUCCAUUUAUCUCAUCAGUAUAUGGUUUGUGCUUUACAUUCAAUGCUAAAAUGAAAAAUAGUAGCGUUAGUGUACGAUACGGAAAUCAGUAUGGCGGCUUUGGUCAACUUGAUUUAGCUUUUUAUGUACAUAGUCAACAAUACGUACCAUAUUUUGUAGAUAGUAUUGGUAUGGUUGGUCUAGUACAUGACAAUUCACAAAUACCAUUUAUGAAUCCAAAUGGUAUAGGAUUGGCACCAGGAAGAAAACACAAAUUGAGUUUUAGAAAGAAGACAAAUUUCUUUUUAUCUUCACCUUAUACUUCAUGUACCAAUAAUAUACCACUUUCGAUGAAAGUAAUGCUUAACGAGUAUAAUGGUGCUGAUUAUGGUUAUUCACAACUUUUAUGCUAUGAGCUUUGCAUACAAGCUUACGCAUACGAACAAUGUGGAUGUAUUGAUCCUUAUUUAUGGAAUAUUCGCUAUAUUGUAGUGCCAGGCACAAAAAACAUCAUCUUAGCACCUCUUUGCAAUUCCACUAAUCCUUGCUAUCAUCAAGUAACUGAUACACUCAUGGCAUCAUCAUUCAUCGAAACAAAAUGUCCAGAUUGCACAUCACAAUGUUCUCUAAUAUCCUUUCCUCUUCAAAUAUCUUCAUUUACAGCACCACUCGAAUGGCAAGUUAAUGGAAUUAAAGCAUUUGUAGUAAAUUCUUCAGUGCCAUUACCAUUAGACUGGUCUACAGCAUGGCGUACAUAUAUUCAAAACAAUUAUGUUGCUGUUAGUAUCGUACGUGAAGCAGGUGUCGUCGAUAAUAAUAGACAGCAAGCACAAAUGACUUUAGGUGACAUUUUUUCGAAAGUUGGUGGUUUAACGGGUCUAUGGAUCGGUCUUAGUUUUCUCUCAAUGAUGGAGUUCAUUGAAAUGCUCUGUCGACUAAUUAAUUAUCAAUGUCACUUAAUUCUAUCAGCAAUACGCAAUAAGCAAUAA